This is a messenger RNA of Monomorium pharaonis (pharaoh ant), 555 nucleotides long. RefSeq names its product secreted RxLR effector protein 161-like. NCBI's taxonomy places the organism in Eukaryota, Metazoa, Arthropoda, Insecta, Hymenoptera, Formicidae. The record is from RefSeq and is a predicted model, not a curated record. The transcript has 2 exons. Bases 1 to 555 code for a protein of 184 amino acids.
AUGACUGACUGCAAUUCGAUAAAAACGCCUGCUGAGAACCAACAACCAGACGAAACAACCAACGGUCCUCUCGACAGCUCCAUUCCUUAUCGCUCUGCUGUGGGCUGUCUGAUGUAUCUGGCUUGUGCCACUCGUCCGGAUAUAGCGUACGCGGUAUCAAAGGUUGCUAGAUCAAUGGCUAAACCAACGAUUUUUGACUGGAUCUCCAUUAAGCGGAUAUUUAGAUAUCUUCGAGGUACCGCUAAUCUUGGUCUACACUACACUUCGACUGGUGGUGGGCUUUGUGCGUACUCAGAUGCAGACUUUGCAGGUGAUCUCAAUACACGAAAAUCAACGAACGGCUUCGUCUCCCUUAUUGGUGGUACCGCAAAAUUUUGUUUAAACACUCAAGAAAUAUCCCUAACAUAUCCCACAGAACAUUCGACAGGAUAUCCACAGGAUGUCCUUAGGACUGAAAAGUGGUCAUUGUUUGCUAUUUCUAAGGAUGUCCUGAGGAAAUUCCAUGGUAUCCUCAGGGCGUCCGGUGAACUAUUCUCAGGAUGUCCUGAGGACUAA